This is a messenger RNA of Panicum hallii, 1110 nucleotides long. RefSeq lists its product as uncharacterized. The record is from RefSeq and is a predicted model, not a curated record. The transcript has a single exon. NCBI's taxonomy places the organism in Eukaryota, Viridiplantae, Streptophyta, Magnoliopsida, Poales, Poaceae. The coding region runs from base 1 to 1110 and encodes 369 amino acids.
AUGCCUUGGUCCAAACACUACUACGCGGUAGAGCCGCCGCGGAAGAACACUGGCGGCGGCGGCGGCGGCGGCGUCGGCGAGGCGAAGGGCGACGACGACACCCUCCUCUCGCUGUCGCUUGGCGACAUCUACAGCGCCAAGGCCCCCGCGGCGAGGGCGAAGGCCGAUGCCGGCAGCCUCCGCUCGCCGGUGGUGACGACACCGAUGGUGGCCGCGGCGGCACCCGUGCGGCCCGCGGAUCUGCUGGCCGCGCCUUCCGCCGCGGCGGCGGCGUUCCACUACCCGCCGCCGCGCUUCGAUGCCCUAGUGGUUGAAGGCAGCGGCGCCUUCCCAGCAGCGAGUGUCCCUGCGCCGACUCGGAUGGCGAUGGUGUUUCCCUGCGACGGCAAUGCAAUCGUCCCCGCCCCGGCGGUGCAUGGGCAUGGCGACGGCGACGGCACUCCUGCAGCGCCAACGAAGCGCCCCGCGAAGCGUUCGCGCUCUGGUCGCCGCCGCUCGAGCGCCACCACCGGCCACUCAGGAGCGGGCGCCUCCGCCCACGCCGCCAAACAGGCAGACGACAAAGCGACCAUCGAGAUCGAGGGCGGCCUCCACGUGGUCCCGCCGUACCCGUGGUCCACGGAGCGCGUGGGCGUGCACCACUCCCUCGCCGAGCUGUCGCGGCGGGGCGUCGAGGCCGUCACCGGCGAGCUGCGGUGCAAGCGCUGCGAGGACCUCCGCCUCGUGACGCUCGACGCCAGGGCCAGGUUCGAGGACCUGCGCGGCUACAUCUCGCGCAACGUCCAGGGCAUGGACGACCGCGCGCCGCGGAGGUGGAAGGAGCCGGCGCUGCCGGACUGCGAGCGGUGCGGGCAGAGGGGCAGCAUGCGCCCGGUGAUCCCGGCGGACAAGCACCGGAUCAACUGGGUAUUCCUGCUGCUCAGCGAGAUGCUGGGGGUGUGCACCCUGGAGCAGCUCAAGCACUUCUGCGAGCACACCCACCAGCACCGCACCGGCGCCAAGGACAGGGUGCUCUACUCGACCUACAUGGAGCUCUGCAACCAGCUGCUGCCGAAUGGGCUCUUCGACAUGGAAUCGGAGAGGAGGAAGAGGAUCCGUCCAAAUGCUUAA